UUAAAAGUUGGGUGUGAGCCGCCAACCCAACCCCAAAGAAGAAGUAAGCAGAUGCGCGUGCCGAAAAUAAUUGUAAAACAAGAGGAAUGACAGUUGACAAGAAUCAUGUAAUAAGGUUAGUUUUUGUUGACGUUGAGACAACAAGACGUUUGCGUAUAUGCUGCAGUUAACGUUAGCAGCAAACCAAACGUCACAUGAAGGCGACCUAGCUGGCAAGCUAAUGUAAAAUGGCUAACGUUAGCCAAAAACUAACCCGCCAUAUUCAAUCAUAUUUAAACGAGAUAAAUGUUUAUAGACAUUAGGUACGACUAGCUAGUUAUUUCACGACAAAUAUGGACCCGAGGCACAAAGAAAUACUCAGGAAACACCGGCUGGACCUGUCCGACCAAAUUUUAAUUGAGGACACCAUAGUUCACUUCCUGUACCAGGAGAACAUUUUAACAGAGAGCCAGGUGGACGAGAUUCAGUCCCAAAUAAGCAACAAGAAGAAGACGUUGAGACUGCUGGAUAUCCUUCCCACCCGAGGUCCGCGAGCGUUUGGUACAUUUCUGAAUUCCCUAGAGGAAGAGUUUACUUGGGUGAGAGACAAGUUACUCCAGGAUUUGGAGCAACCCAAUGUACCUGUGCAAAGUCCAACAGAUGAGUGGAACAUUCCAGAGGUGAAGCUCCGAGAGGUCCCGUCCGACAGACAGUUGUCCCGGCUGGCAUCCCGUAUCGGGUCGGAGUGGGAGUCGGUUCUCCUCGACCUGGGCCUAUCCACGGGGGCGCUGUACCGUUGCCGUGCCGACCAUCCUCUGAGCUUGCACGGGCAGGUGCUAGCAGGGCUGAUCCAGUGGAGGCAGAGCCAGGGGAGGAGUGCUACAGUCCACAGGCUCCUCCAGAGCCUGCAGGCCACUGACGUCCACCCCUCUACCCUGGACGAGGUGUUCCAGUGAGGGGAGCGGACACUGGAUCGUGGGUGAAAUGCUGAAUGGAUGACAGUCGUUAGCUCAGCCAGACCAGAGUUUCCGUUAGGAAAAUGUAACCAGCAACAUUUUUUUUUACCAGACAUUUGUGUAAUCUGCCGAUCCCGUGUGCAUUGGGUGUGUAACCUGAUUAGUGUCCACCCACGGUGCUCACAAUGACGACUCACAUUUAGAUUAUGGUAAUUCAUAGUAACAGAAUAUGAAAAGUCGAGGAUGCAACGGUAAAGCUAGAAUAACUGUCUAUAGUUUACUUUUCCUCAGCCAGCUAGACAAGUAACUAACAGCAGAAUCACUAGCCUGUCAAUCUACUAUCCCCCAUAGUACAAAAGUUUACCCGUUCUAUUGGUCAACUUGAAAAAUUCUAUUCCAAACCGACUCCAGGACAGUCGUGGGACGAUGGAGCCUAAAUUCAUACAUCCAGUAGGCUUCGGCUACAUGAAAUAAAAACAUUAAAAAGCAAUGAGUCUGACGCAACAGAACGUUUAGUUUAAAAUGUUAAUAAACUAUUUAUUCACCUAAGCGAAGGCAGUAGGCUACUCACAAAUGUUGUUCCAUAAUGCAAUUAGCGGGAAAACGCAGUUGUCAAAAGGCCACCACACACUUGAGAGGUUUCAUGUGACGGAGAUGAAAAUGUCCAUUAGAAAUUUAGAGAUCUAAUUGGCUACUUUCCAGAAAGGUAAGACAUGCCUCAUGUAUUAAAAGGAAAUGCAUAGCCUACUGCCUCCAGCUCAUUGCAAAGUGGUGUGUGACCCAACAGCAGCUCUCAUUCUUUGACAGAUUAUCUUCUCAAAAGCUCUAUGCUGUACGGGUAUGAUAAAUAAGAUGCAUAACAAAUAUACUGUAGCCUACACAUUUGCCAAUUUAAUUCCACUAAAUGAUGUAAAAUAACCUAAUAGAAUGAUAAAUAUGACCAGUCAAAUGUAUUUCCAUCAAUGAAGAGGCUAAAAGGCAUUAUUUCGCAAUAUAUAUUAUAUAUUUUUCUUUUCCAGGACAAUUGGCCAGGGCCAAUGUUUUAUUUAUCAACAAAAAAAUAUAGGCCAAAAGCCGUCCAUUACCGGCUAACGGAAACCCUGAGCGCAAUGCAUCAUUGGCCAGGCCCUGUUUUGUGUGUUUUGAAAUGGAGAAAUUUUAAGAUGAAUAAAGUUAAUAUUCAGAAAAGAGUAAUUAACACAAUGCUGAGCAUAUUUCUGUUUUCUCGUUCUGUAAUACACGUGAUUUACAGUGUUUUUAUUUGGAGAACCUCUUUCUGGUUGAUGGUCUGUGUUAUGAAUUGUUCUCGUAUCUGUUGAUCUUCAUAGUGAUUGACGCCAGGCUGGAGGACAGAGGACACUGAUUUGUUACUGUAAGAUUAGAAUAAGCCGAUUUCGAAAACACAGGCCUACACACACUCCUGGAAACUCAGUGACUCAGACCCUGAAAAGUCAACAAACACGACGUUGCGUCAUUCACUCUGUGGAAAACAAAUUCUCUGAUAGUAUUUUUUUUCUUCUUUCAUGUCCAUUAAGUGGACCAUGGAAUUACGUAACAUCUAGUCUUAUUUUCACAACAUAUUGUUGUAACAUUACAUCACAAUGAAUCAGCGACAUUUAUGGCCAGUAACAAUAGUUGAGCACCGCUGCACUCGGUUUUUAGAAAAGCGAAAUGCCUCAACAAGGUCAAGGCUGCAUGCCCAACAAGACCUCUCCAGGAUUUUUCCACUUCUUAUUUUAUUUUUUAAGUGGAGCUGAAAUUAGAGUUUGUACAUGAACUAUAUUCUUGUACUUUUUGCCUAUGAUUUGCCUUGAAAAAGCAUUCUCUAUUUGGCCACCUAUUUUGUUUAAAGGUGGAACUGGAACAGGUUCUUUUCUCUUCAAAUGGCAUUACAAUGAUUGUAUUUUUCUGUGAUUGCCUCUUAUUUAGUGCUUUAUUGGUCUUGAUGUCAGGUUGGCGUUUCUUCAUGUAGGGCUAUUUUACAAAAUGUUUCCUUUCCAAAUGUUUACAGUUGUAAAAACACAAGCCAUACUGUUUCAUCUGCAUGUGUCUUGCUGUUCAUGACCACAAGGUUAAUGCCAAACAAAUUCUCUUAACUACUCUAAGUAAAUGUAAGAACAUUUUAAGAACCUGCUCUUCUCUGACAUGCACGACGUGUGAGUUCUGUCUGCACCUCAGCCAAUGCUAGUAUAAUUGUUAUUAGGAUUAAUUUUAAGGUAAUUCAUAGCACAGCCACAUGCACAAAGUGAGUGUCAGUUACAGUUGACUUUUUUUUUUUCUUUUUUUUUGUGAAUGAAAAGCCACGGUGUUCCUGGGAAGCUUUGAAGUACAACUAGGUGACUCUCAUACGUACACACCUCGCUGCAGGGAUUUUUACACAUCUGUUUUUGUGGAUUGACUGGGUUGCCCCAGAAACGCCGAGCCAGGGAAACUAGGCUAGCACAGGUAGGGUGCAGUGACUGCAGCUUGGCAGCAGUCCAAUCAAACUGGAUGUACUCUGUGACUUUUUACUUAACACUAGUCACUGGGCAAGGCUAGAGGGGGAGAGGAAAGUCUACCUACCCCUGCCUUUGUAUUUAUUAGGCAUCAGACUGAAAGUGGGAGGGACUACCUCCCCUGAACUUGUCCAAUAAUAAAUACUUGUUUUUUGGUGUGCCCUAAUGACUACAACCCAGUUGUGUGGCAGUCCUUCUCUUUGAGAUAUCUACAUCACCAUCCCUUUCUCUUUCACAGUCUCCGCUAUCUGUUGGUAUGGUUGGUGAGUGGUGGCUUUGGAGGAAAAGGUCAGAGACCCCUCUCAGCCUGUCCGCUGUCACCAUCACGACCCCCUGAGAGGAUCACAGGCCGUGAACCACAUGGCCUGAGCGUAAAUCCCUCUCCUGGUUGGUUGAGACAAAGCCACGGUGACCUUCCAGGCCAGGGAUCAACUGUGUCUAAGACAUUCCCGGAUGCUCUUUGGAACGCUGCACGCUGACAUCACUCCAGCCAAGCAUUUUGCCUUUGACUUUUUUCGUCAGUUUAGACUGAACAGGAGGAGGGAUGUUGGGUAACUCUCUGCGGGGGAGUUGUUAGAUGGGAGUGUUGAAUAAUGGAAGAUGUUUUGGCUGCUGUUGUCACAAAGCAGCAUGAGCAUGUUACUACAAUUUUGUCUAUAGUGCCUUUGUGAGGAGUGUUGUGGCCCAUACAGUAUGUGAAAGGUACUGUAAAAAAAAAAUUGCUCCCCCCUCAGAGUACAUUUUAACAUAGUACCAUCAUAAAUAACAAUUGUAGCAACCCUGAGUUUAUAAUUGUGGAUAUCGACUUUACCAUUUCAGCAUGUUUUUUUUUAGACUGUUGAUGCCACACUGGGCUAACGGAACAGAAGGUUGAGGGAUCGCCGAUCACCACGGACUUGCUCACUCUCUCCCUGCCUGUAUCAUUACAUUACAUCAGAGCCAGCUGCAGACAACCAUGGGCUAUAUUUAUAUAAUAAAUAAAACACAUUUUC
Messenger RNA from Oncorhynchus masou masou (cherry salmon), 4422 nucleotides. RefSeq names its product death domain-containing protein CRADD-like. The record is from RefSeq and is a predicted model, not a curated record. Gene Ontology annotation, molecular function: protease binding; death domain binding. Bases 333 to 935 code for a protein of 200 amino acids. The transcript has 2 exons. Lineage: Eukaryota; Metazoa; Chordata; Actinopteri; Salmoniformes; Salmonidae. Gene Ontology annotation, biological process: signal transduction; regulation of apoptotic process.